Penicillium maclennaniae is the source of this 972-nucleotide messenger RNA. RefSeq names its product Alpha/Beta hydrolase protein. The record is from RefSeq and is a predicted model, not a curated record. Bases 1 to 972 code for a protein of 323 amino acids. Lineage: Eukaryota; Fungi; Ascomycota; Eurotiomycetes; Eurotiales; Aspergillaceae. The transcript has 5 exons.
AUGACUGAUUCCAAUGCUUCAAGCUCUACGGAGCCUAUCAGAGAAGGCCUCGCGGAUAUACUCUACGAACCAAAGGAAGGUGCCAAAGUAGAUAUCGUUUUCGUGCAUGGUCUUUCUGGAGAUAGAGUCGACACAUGGACGUACAAGAAGGGGGAAAUCUCCCAGUUCUGGCCCAAGACUCUCCUGCCCACGGAUUGUCCCACGGCACGAAUCAUGUCGUUUGGAUAUAAUUCCGACUUUGCAUACUUCUUCCCACCCGCCAAUGCAAAGGGAAUCUCAAAGGAUUUGACAAUCGACAACUACUCGUCAUCUUUACUGCAUGGUCUCAUCACGCAGCGAGGCAAGACUAACACUACCGAUCGUCCGAUCAUCUUCGUCGCACACAGUCUAGGCGGCCUGGUAGUUGCCAAUGCCCUCUCCCGACCCCACGGCACCGACGAAGCCGCCAAAGAGAUCGCCGGCAGAACAAUCGGUACCCUCUUCCUCGGCACUCCAUUCCACGGGUCCUCCAAAGCGAAAUAUGGUAAAUUCGCGGCAGAUAUAUUGUCCUACUUCAAGACGACAGCCAGUCAAAACAUCGCAGAUCUGACCGAACGCUCCGCCAAGCUAGUCAGUAUCAACGACUCAUUCGCAAAGUUCUUGAAAGAGCGAGAUCGUUCGAGGACCAAGCCUUUCCUUGAAGUGGCCUGUUUCUUCGAAGAUAAGAACCUGACUAAAGGACUUGGGAAGAUCGUGACCAAGGAGUCGGCGAGCUGGCUGGGAGUGGAUGCUCUGUCGAUUUCGAAGGAUCAUAUUGCCAUGGUCAAGUUCCGUGAUGAGGAGAAUCCGGGGUAUCAGAAUGUUAUCGGGAAGUUGUGUCAGUGGAUAAAGGAUAUUGAUAAGCCUAUGAGUUCGAAGGGUGGACGAGUUGGGGGAUUGAAUGCACAGCAUUACAAUGGUGUCAAGCCUCCAAAAGAAGAAGACAGUAAUUGA